This is a messenger RNA of Phytomonas sp. EM1, 952 nucleotides long. NCBI's taxonomy places the organism in Eukaryota, Euglenozoa, Kinetoplastea, Trypanosomatida, Trypanosomatidae. The record is from the annotation of a GenBank genome assembly.
GGUUGCCAGGUCUUUCUGACCAUGGUUUCGACUUGAAAAGGAUGAGAGACGGGGAAGGGUGGUAGUAAGAAAAGUAAUUUGAAGGAAUGUAGGAUGGAAGUAAAGAUUUAACCAUAAAUUGCACUAAGGAUACAAACUGUAAAUGAUUUAGCUUACAUUUAAAGAUUAGUUCUUUACAGUUUUAAUUGCGUUUUUCCUAUAUUACUUAAUGCAAAUAUCACUUUGCGCCUCAAUUUUGACCCCGCAUGACCUGAAAAAAAUAACAUUUGUUGUGCAAAUAGACAAGUCAAUGGGGUAUCUGUAAGAGGGAAGAGUAAGGUGCAUAUAGAAGAGCGUGGCGAGUAUGAGAGAAUAUUACAAGAAGAGGAGUACUAUCACCGUAUUUAUAUCUGAUCACUUUCCCUUUCGUCUUUAAGGUAUACCAUACCUUUUAUUCACUAUUUUACCUGAUCAUACAAGGCAUAUUUCAAGUCUCAAGCUAUUUGUUCGUGUGUGUUUUUCUAACAGAUAACUUAGCUCAACUAUUAUUUACAUAACUUUUAUUAUUGUUGCAUGGGAUUUCCCAUCUAACAACACUUAUAUUCUAUUAUUGAUAAGAGUUUCAUUGAUAGUGGAGCUAGCUUAAAAUUCUAGGCUAAAAUGUUGUCUUCAGGAGUCUACGUUGCUUCAGGAAUUAAAUGAUUGUAACAUUUUUGUAUUUUUGCUAGAAAUUUGACAUAACUAUUCAGCAACUAAUAUUUUCACUAAUUUUAUUAUUUAUUAAAUGUAUCUCAUUGAUAGAACAACUAUGCAAACAGUGGAGUUCUUGGCUUUAUUGCUACAAUGCAUGCGAAAGAACCAUACCGACACGAAGCGGCCAAACACUUCUGUCGAGCAUAAUUUGUUUCUCCCAAGCUUCUCUUUAUUUAUGCUUUCUUUAUUUAGUUACAGCACAUAUGCAUUUAUUGGUUAG